UCUCGGGACAAGCGGGGACAGCGAAUCAAACAGAUUUAUUAGGGGGGAACAGGAUCUGCAGCAGAAGAAACAGAGAGGAGGAGGUUAGAUCUUCAACUUGCUCCUUCAGACGCGGUGCGCUCUCCUCUCUCCGCCGGACCGGGGCUAUGCACUGAUCGGCGCCGCAGCGAGGAAACAUGCAGCCGGAGGACAUGGAGAGCUCCAUGGAGUCUCCAAACCUGGAGUUUGAGUAUGGAGACUCGGACACCCUCACAGCUGAGCUCUCAGAGCUGUACAGUUACACAGAAGAGCCAGAGUUCGCCUUGAACAGGGACUACUUCGAGGAGGAUUUCCGGAGCCAUGCUCGAGGCAGACGGUGGACAGAACUGACUGUGGAUGAACAGAAAGCUUAUGUAAUGAGACUGCUGGACGCUCUGGAGGUGACGGACAGGGACAAGAGGCUGAAGGUGGCCAGGGCCAUCCUCUACCUGGCUCAGGGAGUGUUUGAUGAGUGUGACACGGAGGUGGAUGUGCUCCACUGGUCCAGGCACAACAUCUUCCUGCUUUAUGACAUGGGGAUCUUCACCGCCCUGCUGGAGCUGCUCAGCAUGGAGAUGGAUAACAGCCAGGCGUGCAGCAGUGCAGUGAGGAAGCCUGCCAUCUCUCUUGCAGAUAGCACAGAGCUCAGAGUGCUUCUGAGCAUCAUGUAUCUGAUCGUGGAGACGAUUCGCGUCCAAACAGAAGAUGACCGGCCAGAGUGGAGGGCAGCCAGAGAGGCCUUCAAGACUGAGCUGGGUUCGCCUCUUUACAACGGAGAGCCCUUCGCUCUGCUCCUCUUCACCAUGGUGACCAAGUUCUGCAGCAUGAACGCGCCUCACUUCCCCAUGAAGAAAGUGCUGCUGCUGCUGUGGAAAACAGUUCUGUUUACAUUGGGCGGGUUCGAGGAGCUCCAGCAGAUGAAGGUGCGAGCCCGGGAGCGCCUCAGCUUACCGCCGCUCCCGGAGGACAGCAUCAAGGUGGUGAGAGCCAUGAGGGCGGCGUCUCCCCCGGCAUCGGCGAUGGAGCUCAUCGAGCAGCAGCAGCAGCAGAAGAGAGGCCGGCGCAGCCGCAGGAGUGCCUUUGUUGAUAGCUUGGAAGGAGACAGUCCCUUUCCCAAGAAGCAGCCCCUGGUCAAGCAGGACAGCCUGGACACCUACAAUGAGCGGGACCCCUUUAAAAACGAUGACGCCCGGGAUGAAGAGGAGGACCCGGAGGACACGGACAGCGGCAUCGAGGGGGAGGUGGACCCGCUGGACCGAGACGUCAUCAUCCAGCCUCCGCCGCCCCCGCCUCCUCUGAGACCCCCCACAGAGAGGGUCAACUUCCCCAAAGGCCUCCCCUGGGCCCCAAAAGUUAGGGAGAAGGACAUUGAGCACUUCCUGGAGACCAGUAGGAACAAGUUCAUUGGUUUUACUUUGGGAAGUGACACAAAGACCCUGGUAGGGUUACCCAGACCCAUCCAUGAGAGUGUUAAGACCCUCAAACAGCACAAGUAUGUCUCCAUAUCUGAGAUCCAGAUCAAGAGGGAGGAGGAGCUCCUGCAGUGUCCGCUCAGCCUGGGUGAGGAGGAGGUGGAGGAGACACCAGCGGAGAUUUUAUACGUGGGAAUGCUUCCUAAUCUUUCGCAGUAUGUGAUCGCCCUCCUUAAGCUCCUCCUGGCAGCGGCUCCCACCUCCAAAGCCAAAACUGACUCCAUCAACAUCCUGGCUGACGUGCUGCCCGAGGAGAUGCCCAUCACAGUCCUACAGAGCAUGAAGCUGGGGAUUGACGUGAACCGUCACAAGGAAAUAAUCGUCAAGGCCAUCUCCGCGCUGCUGCUGCUCCUCCUCAAGCAUUUUAAACUGAAUCAUAUCUACCAGUUCGAAAUAGUCUCUCAGCAUUUGGUGUUUGCCAACUGCAUCCCGCUGAUCCUCAAGUUCUUCAACCAGAACAUCAUGUCCUAUAUCAGUGCCAAAAACAGUAUAUGUGUGUUGGACUUCCCCCACUGUGUGGUCCAUGAGAUGCCUGAGCUCACUGCCGAGAGCCUGGAAGCAGGAGACAACAACCAGUUCUGCUGGAGGAACCUUUUCUCCUGCAUCAACCUGCUGAGGAUCCUCAACAAGCUGACCAAGUGGAAACACUCCAGGACCAUGAUGUUGGUUGUUUUUAAGUCAGCCCCCAUCUUGAAACGAGCUCUGAAGGUCAAGCAGGCCAUGAUGCAGCUCUACGUUCUCAAGCUGCUGAAGAUUCAGACUAAGUACCUGGGCCGCCAGUGGAGGAAGAGCAACAUGAAGACCAUGUCAGCUAUCUAUCAGAAAGUCCGCCACCGGCUCAAUGACGACUGGGCCUACGGAAACGACAUCGAUGCCCGGCCCUGGGACUUCCAAGCAGAGGAGUGCGCCCUUCGGGAGAGCAUUGAGAAGUUCAACAGCCGGCGUUAUGAUAAGAACAGAAAUGGAGACUUUGUGCCGGUGGACAACUGCCUGCAGAGCGUGCUGGGCCAGCGCGUGGAGCUGCCGGACGACUUCCACUACAGCUACGAGAUGUGGCUGGAAAGAGAGGUGUUCUCGCAGCCCAUUCAGUGGGAGGGUCUCCUACAGAACCCGUAAUGGGGGGACGCAGACGGAUUCAGGGUCUGGUUUUGGUUACAGAAAUGAUCUAACUUUUGCUGAUGAAACAGGGAACAGUUUUAAGUCUCACCCCAGGCUAUGCAGUAAAAGGAAAAACAAGGUUAGGAUUGGGUCGAUUUAAUGCCGCACACGUAAAUGUUUCACUAACAUGUGCCUAAGACUACUGUGACCAUGUAAGCACAUAAGGAUGAAAGUAGCAUUUGAAAAAUAAUUGUGAUUGUUGUAGCGUGACAGCAGUCAGUCACACUGCCCCCAAUAAGGCCAGUCUGUCUUCUUUCGUAGCUCGGUGCUCUUCUGAUUCCUUCCUGAAGUUUUUUGUUAUGCGUUUUUAACCCUGUCCUUUAAAAAACUGUUUUAAAACUGUCCUUUUAAUAUUAUUCUACAAAAAGAAGUGCACAAACUAUUGGGUUUUAGAUCGUAGGGAGUUAAUAGAAACGUUUUUAAUAUGCAUCAUUUUCUUACAGAAAGUUAUUACAUAAAUAUUACAUGUAAUAAAAUAGGGACCUUGGAGCAACAAAAGAAAUAAAAACUACCAAUUUUAAGUAUAUAAGUUUGUUCAUGGAUGGUGUUUAUAAAAAUUAAGCAAACAAAAAAAAGAGUUAAAUGAAUAUCAAACAAUACCACUUGAAUAAUAAAGUAUAACCCUUUAAAAGGAGAUCUUGCUCUUUUUACGCACUGUUCAACUUAUAAACAGGUUCCUCUAUCAGAGAUACAUAUCAGCACUAAAGAUCUGCAAGUGUCUCUGUAAGAAAUCUCACUUUGAAGGGCGUAGUCCUAUAAAUAUGUAUGAUAAUAUAUAAUGAUACAGGGCAGCUUGAAUAUUCUAAUGUCAUUUUAUAAAUUCUUGUGCCACUUUUUUUUUUCUUUUUCCGAAAAUGUCGCCAAAAGCUCUAAACCGGUUUGCCAAAAAAAAAAAAAAGUCACCCCUGUAAAGUCCUUUAUUUAUCACUCAGGGUUUGUUUGUUUUUUUGCAUUUUUUGACCUUUUCUGUUUUUUUUCUUUUGAUUUAUGAAUUCAUAAAGAUUUUUAAACACACAAUUUAAUUACUUGUUAAUGUGUUUUGUGUCAGUGAGGAUGUCAAGGUUAGCUUCAGGGUUAUUUUUGGAGCAUAAAAAAAAUUAAGAAAAAACAAAACAAUGAGAGGUGAUAAGCCUGAAACUAAAUAAUUAUUAAUUUUGUAUGUGGUACCUGCCAAAAUACACCAAAUAAACUAAGCUAGGUAAUUGCUAAAGUUAAAGCUGUAAUAAAAAAUGUGACUAUUUUUUGUUUCAUCUGAUGCCUGGCCUGGAAUUAAUUUAUUAAAAAAAAUAUUUAAAAACGUUUUUGCUGUUAGGAUUUGUCUCUUCAGCUUCUUUAAAUCUAUAAAAACACCUGAACAAGUUUAAUUUAUUGAAAUUUCUCCUUUUGAAUCGAAUGAGGGAAUUUUUUGAGGAUUUAUAUUUCCAAGCUUCUGCUGAACAAACUACAUUUCUCAAAUCUUAGAGACUUAGCACAAAAUAUAACUGCUCACUGAUACUGGGAUUUGAUUGUAACAAGAAUUGUUGACCUUUUUUUGUAUUUUCUCUCCUUCGCGUUGCAAGUUUCCCAAGCAUCCAGUAUCAUUUUUUAGCACACAGACAAGCACAAAGGGUCAUUUUUGAUGUAAUUGGCAUUUGAAGUGUGCGUCCUCUCUGCAUCUACAUGUGCAUCUUUGUAUUCAGGAGAAAGCUCAUUUUGAAGCUCGGCUGUUCGCCUCUAUGUAAAAAAAUUGUGCAUGACCGCCGUUCUUUUCUGCAACAGUUUUCAGACGCUAAGGUUGAAAGAUAAUAUGUGAUCGGUAUCUUACCUGCAGUAGAAAACAUGCUAGGGGCAUACAUUUAAUAUGAAUUUUUUAUUUUAUGAUUGCAUAGGCUGAAGCUAAACCUAUUUAAACAAAGACUAAAAACAAUGCACUUUUUUACUGUCUUAUUUAAAAUAAAAAAGCAAUGUAAUUGUUUUUAUGAGAACCAUUUUCUGUUUGAGAGUCUUUUACACAAAGACCAAUUUUUUUUUUUUUAGGAUUAAAUUUAGCAACUCUGCAGCACCAAUAAUCUUCCUGUGUGAAAUGUGCAUGCAGAAACAAACCCUAAAAAUUUAUAAAGAGGCAUUAACCUAAACUGCUGUUCAUUUUCAUAAAAAAUUGAAAUAAUCUAACCAGAAAUGCUUUCAUGUUAUUUUCCCAUCAUGAUUAGCAUAAGAUAACUGGUGUCACCAGCCCCUAAAUCCAUAUUCUAGUGUAGAUAUCAAUGACAGUUGUGCACAUAAAAGUAACAAUGUAAAUGUGAGGAAGAAUAAAAAGCGUUUUUAAGAUUGGAGAUGUUUUCAUGUGAGAGAAAUCUGCUUUAAAUCGUUCCUUCUCUGGUAAGCUAUCAUCUUUAAUGUCAAGCAUAUUUUUUUUUAUUAAUAAAGACGUAGAUUAGAUUGAAACUGCAGGUAAGAUGUUAACAGUUUAUUAUCUUUCAAGAUAACUUUGAAAUGUUUCUAGCAUUAUUGCAUUGUUUGAUAUUUUUCCUGUUACACCACUAUGUUCUUCUAAAAGAAAAUAUGUAGUUUAAAGAUAGUUUAUAUAUACCGUAUAUAUUCUCAGGUUUAUUGAGAUAAUAUAUAGCAAAACAUUUAACAUCUUCCUCGCUGUUAUCUAGCUCACUUUGCAUCGAGUAGUAUAAAUAAUCACUCUCGAAGUCCAGUUCUAAAAAAGAUGACCUUGAGGACUUCAGCACUGAAGGGUGUGCACGAUUGUGAAGUUGUUUGUGUCAGCUAAGUUAAAAGAUUUUGUUUUUGUAUGUUGUGCCAAAUUGGAGUGCCAUUUCCUAUUUGAUUAUGUUGAUGGGGUUUGCAUUGACUUAUGGGAGCACAUUUCCGCCACAUGAAAAAAAUUCCAAAUAGAAAGUCUUAUUUUUGAGUUUUAAAGUCAUAAUUAUGAGUUAAAAAGUCAUAAAUAUGAGAUAAAAUAUUUGAACGUCGAAUAUCUCAUAAUUAUGACUUUGAAACUCAUAAUUAUGACUUUCUAUUUGGCUUUUUUUUUUUUUUUUUCAUGUUGCAGGAAUGGAUUUCCAUAGAAUCACUACUGGGGGUUUGCAAUACAACUGUUUUUUAUUUUUUUUAAUCCUUUUUAUCUGUACAAUUGAUUUAAAAAAAAUUCUGUUUCUUGUAUCUGGUACAGUAUUUUACAGGAUGUGUGUAUAACUCUAUGGAUGUUACACUAUAUAUAUAUAUACAUAUAUGUGUGUAUUAUUUUUUUUAUUAUUUACUCUUCCAUAUCUGUAUAAUCUGGAUAGGGGUAUGUGCAAUUACAGAUCCACAGAGGCAUUAUACAACAGAGGGAGAAAUUACAAUAUCAGAGUUACCUAAUAAACAGUGUC
Cyprinodon variegatus (sheepshead minnow) is the source of this 6007-nucleotide messenger RNA. RefSeq names its product striatin interacting protein 2 (gene strip2). Lineage: Eukaryota; Metazoa; Chordata; Actinopteri; Cyprinodontiformes; Cyprinodontidae. The record is from RefSeq and is a predicted model, not a curated record. The transcript is spliced from 22 exons. Gene Ontology annotation, biological process: cytoskeleton organization. Gene Ontology annotation, cellular component: cytosol. The coding region runs from base 177 to 2606 and encodes 809 amino acids.